Lobosporangium transversale is the source of this 475-nucleotide messenger RNA. RefSeq names its product malignant T cell amplified sequence 1, isoform CRA_b. Gene Ontology annotation, biological process: formation of translation preinitiation complex. Lineage: Eukaryota; Fungi; Mortierellomycota; Mortierellomycetes; Mortierellales; Mortierellaceae. The record is from RefSeq and is a predicted model, not a curated record. Gene Ontology annotation, molecular function: RNA binding. The transcript has 4 exons. Bases 8 to 427 code for a protein of 139 amino acids.
CGAUGUCAUGCCAAAGAAGUCACCAUUGAUCUUGAUGAAAUGCCAUGAACAUAUCAACCUGAUCGUCAUGAACAAUGAGGUUCUAUUCUUUAACCACUUUGAUGGACCAUACUAUCCAACCCUAAAAUUGCUUCAUAAAUAUCCGAACAUGUUACCAAGGUUGCAGGUGGAUCGUGGUGCAAUUAAAUUUGUUAUAGGAGGCGCUAACAUCAUGUGUCCAGGAUUGACUUCAAAAGGCGCUAGAAUGGACGUUUCAGUACCUGCAGAUACCGUUGUCGCAAUUACAGCCGAGGGCAAGAAUGAGAUUUUGGCUGUUGGAACCACGAAAAUGUCGACUGACGACAUCAAACGCAUCAACAAAGGCAUUGGUGUCGAGACGGUGCAUUACCUGAAUGACCAUUUGUGGAAGACAGUGGUGGAUCUCUAAGAUAAACAGCGUCGUAACAUGGAAUAAAAUAUUUAGCUUAUACAGUCC